Molecule: messenger RNA, 1248 nt
Organism: Monodelphis domestica (gray short-tailed opossum)
Lineage: Eukaryota; Metazoa; Chordata; Mammalia; Didelphimorphia; Didelphidae
Gene: CETN3
Product: centrin 3
Cellular component (GO): myosin II complex
Molecular function (GO): calcium ion binding
Source: RefSeq, a predicted model, not a curated record
ACCCCCACCUCCCCGUUCUGACCGCCCCCGCAAGGAGUUUUGGGAAAACACAUCCGGCCUGUGAUCCAACCAAUCUAAAAGGGGAGGAGGCGGGUCCGGAUAGGAAAGUAGGGAAAUCCUUCGGAUUGACACACGGUCCUGUCCAACGAGGACCAGAAUUUAGCCUGACUCCCGCCCAAGUAGGCCCGAGAAAAAGGGUUUUCGACCAAUCGAGAGCAGGGGCCGGGGUAGUGUUUGUGGCGACCUCUGGGAGGCUGUGGCGUUUCGAGGAGGGCGCUUGGUGUUGUGUGCAAGGGUUGAAGAAAACCUCGCUGCCAGGGGCGGGGGGUGAUUUCGUCCGUGGCAAAAGCCUCUGUCCGAGGAGAAAAUGAGUUUAGCUCUGAGAAAUGAGCUUGUAGUAGACAAAACAAAAAGGAAAAAAAGACGAGAACUGUCUGAAGAACAGAAGCAAGAAAUAAAAGAUGCCUUUGAUUUAUUUGAUACAGACAAAGAUGAAGCAAUAGACUAUCAUGAAUUGAAGGUAAAGGUGGCAAUGAGAGCCCUGGGGUUUGAUGUGAAAAAAGCAGACGUACUAAAGAUUCUUAAAGAUUAUGACCGAGAAUCCACAGGCAAAAUCACCUUUGAAGAUUUUAAUGAAGUUGUGACAGACUGGAUUUUGGACAGAGAUCCACAAGAAGAAAUACUGAAAGCAUUUAAAUUAUUUGAUGAUGAUGAUUCAGGCAAAAUAAGCUUGAGAAACUUGCGACGGGUUGCCCGAGAGUUGGGUGAAAAUAUGAGUGAUGAAGAGCUUCGAGCCAUGAUAGAAGAAUUUGAUAAAGAUGGUGAUGGAGAGAUAAAUCAGGAAGAGUUCAUUGCUAUUAUGACUGGAGACAUUUAAAGAAUUACAAGAAAAAAUGAGCUUAAAAACAAGAUCAAUGACUCUAUAUAUAUGUUGCAGUUAUCACCUUGUAUUCUCUUUCAUACCUGGAGCCAUGCAAAAAAACCAAUGCCAAGUUAGUUUUUCCAAAAGGACCAAAAUAAACACUUUAUUGUAAUGAAAUUUCAUUAUUUUAUAUAAUCCUUAAGUUUUAUUAGAUGACAAAAUGUUAAGUUAUUAAAAUGUUUGAGUACCAGCCCAUUUGUAUUAUAACUUUAUAUACAGUUUAAAAAUUAAAUCAUGUUAUGGAAAUUUGUUUGAAGUUGUUUAUUUUAGUUUUAAUGUAAAAAUUUCUAGACAUUCAUUUUAAUAAAAGAUUUAUUUUAUUAGUA